UUUAUUYUAGUUUCGUUGUGUUCACAUCAAAAUUGAACGAUUUCGAUUUAAAGUGAAAUGAAGUCUUUUGGCUUAUUUUUGGUGAUUGUUGGCCUGGUUAUUAUACAUGAAGGCAAAACAACAAACCACCAGUCAAAAUCAAUCGUCUUGACUGUCUCUGCUAGUAGAAAUGAUCAAAAGGUUUUGUUGGCAAUCAUCAACAUGCUUCGCGAGAUCAAGAAGGCAAAAGGAACUCCCCACAAAGUGUUGAAAAACUGUGCCGAGCUCUACAAACGUGGRUUCAAAAGAAGUGGUGUAUAUACCAUUGACCCUGAUGGAAAAGGGAAAUUUAAGGUUUACUGCGAUCAGAAGACUGCUGGUGGAGGAUGGACAGUUUUCCAAAAAAGACAAGACGGUUCGGUGGACUUCUACCGAGGAUGGAAUGAUUAUAAGAAUGGAUUUGGGAAUCUAAAUGGAGAGUUCUGGUUGGGUCUCGAUAAGAUCCAUCGGUUGACCAAAGAACGAAAACGCCUUCGAGUUGACCUGGAGGAUACCAAAGGAAAGACAGCGUAUGCCGAGUAUAGCUCCUUUGCUGUGACCAGUGAACGAACCAAGUACAAGCUGAGUCUUGGGUCCUAUUCAGGUACAGCAGGCGAUUCAUUAUCCGGUCAUCGCAGUAUGGCUUUCACCACAAAAGAUCGUGAUAAUGAUAAGUGGAGUAAUAACUGUGCUGUAAAGUACAAGGGUGCCUGGUGGUACAAAGCUUGCCACGACUCCAACCUUAAUGGUCUGUACCACCACGGUAAGCACAAUUCCGACGGUGACGGUGUGAACUGGCGUAAUUGGAAGGGUCAUUACUAUUCUGCUAAGAGAGCUGAGAUGAAGAUAAGACCAGUUUAGUCAUUGUCAGUCUGUUGUACCAACUGACGACAAAAUAAACAUGAUUUGAAAACAG
Messenger RNA from Exaiptasia diaphana, 934 nucleotides. Its product is annotated as ryncolin-1. The transcript has 4 exons. The record is from RefSeq and is a predicted model, not a curated record. Bases 58 to 879 code for a protein of 273 amino acids. Lineage: Eukaryota; Metazoa; Cnidaria; Anthozoa; Actiniaria; Aiptasiidae.